UUCCCAGGGAAUGCCAUUCCAUUUCUUGGCUCUGUCAGUGUCUCAGCUCUGCCUCAGAGCUCCCCUCAAGCUGCACCUUUCUCCCACACCUCUACUAAGUGAUUUUUUUCCCCUGUUUUGUUUGAUAAACUCCGUCACCCUGAAGUAUCUAACCGUCCUGCUCGGGGCAGGGAUGCUUGCUUUUCUCGGUGCAAUUAUUUGCAUCAUUGCAAGCAUCGCCCCGGGUUCCCCGGGAGCUGUCCCUGGUGCUGGAGAUGAAGAGGGAGCCUCUUACGGCUCUGACGGAGGCGCUGGAGCUGUCCAUGGUUCUGAAGCGGACCGCCCUCGCCCAACCGCGCCGAGCAAAGCUACUGUCUUCCAAACCGAGGCCGGCAAAGGCUCCAUAGGCUCGGAGCUGGGUCAGGGGUCCGUCCUGGGCUCGGAUUCAGACAUAGGCAUCACCAGUCGCUUCCUCUGCCUGCCUUUAGCCCAGGAUUGCCCUUCUCCAUCGAUCAGGGAAGACCUCCUGCUGAUGAGGAGCACGGCGGAUCAUCUGCGCCAGAUGGUCAUUCAACAGGAGCAGCAGAUUCUCAAUGACCAGGAGACCAUCAGAGAACUGACUGGCAAACUCAGCCGGUGUGAGAACGGUCAAGAACUGGACUCUUUCCAAAAUAACCCUGAGGAAUAUGCGUGGGACGCUGGAAGAAACAGCUUGGAAGAUGGCACUGAGGAUUCUGAGCAUACGAUACAAGAGCUGGAACACUCUGUCUACUCCCUAAAGAACAACAUCGAAAAGCUGGAGGGCCAGUUGCUGACUCAGGGCAAUGUUUCCUCGAUAUUUGCACUCUCUGGCCAACCUCGGGGUCAUAUCUACCUGCAGAUCCAGGAGCUGGAAGCCCAGCUGCUCUCCAAACUCUCAGAACUGGAGAAAGAACGAUCCUUACUGCGGAACAAGAGUGACCGACAGAAGCAUCUCCUGGAAGAGCAGCUGGAAUCCCUUCACCAGCGCAUCGACAAACUGGAAAAAGAAACUGCCGUGUAUAAAUUGCAAGAAGGCUACAAAAUCUCGUUCCCAGUGAGAACGAACUACAUGUAUGCGCGAAUGAAGCAAAGCCUGCCAGAGCUGUACGCACUGACCGUUUGCCUAUGGCUGAAAUCUAAGGACACUGUGGGAAUUGGAACCCCGUUCUCAUACGCAGUUCCUGGACAAGCAAAUGAACUGGUUUUACUUGAGUGGGACAAGAAUCCCAUUGAGCUGCUGAUCAAUGACAAGGUGACACGCCUCCCGUUGGAGAUUAAAGAUGGAGAAUGGCAUCAUGUGUGCAUUACUUGGACAACCAGGGAUGGUGUGUGGGAGGUGUACGAAGAUGGCAAGUGGCAAGGAUCGGGGAAUAAUCUGGCUCCUUGGCAUCCGAUCAAACCUGGCGGGACUUUAGUUCUUGGCCAGGAGCAGGAUGUAGCCGGGGGAAGUUUCGAUGCGACACAAGCUUUUGUUGGCGAGUUGGCAGAAUUCAACAUAUGGGACCGGAUUCUGACUCCGAUGGAGAUCCAGAACAUUGCCAACUGCUCCACCAGUACCGUGGGCAACAUCAUCUCAUGGGAGGGCAGCAGCACCGAGCUGUUUGGGGGGGCCACAAAGUGGCCUUUCCAGAGGUGCGACGUGAAUAAAGACUCAGAGCAGGAUUAACAGUUGGUCCCUGGCCUGCACUUCACUGAGCCAGACAUGGACCAAGCCAGCUUUCUACAAUCUUUGUCAUUCCUUCAAUUUGCAACAGGCACCUACAGGGGACAGAGCAGCCAGUGACCCUGGGGGCUGAAUUAGUCGCUGAGUGGCUGUGGAAUCAUUGUUCAGUGCUAACGGAAAUUCUGUUUUAAAAAAAACCCUAAUUUGGCAAGAUUAAGAAUGAAAUGGCCAAUAUCCCAGGAAGCUCAACCCAAAGCCCAGAGACAUUGGCACUUUCCUGAUCAUGUUUGUACAUGUAUGAUUUCCCUCCUUGGGCUCAGGGUGAAUGUUCUGAGUAUUUGAUCUGAAAAUGAGCCUUUGUGGGUGCCAGUGCAGCUGUUAGACCAUUCCCGUGUAGAUAGCAGUAGAGCUAGCUCCCGUAUGGCUCUUUCGGUUUGGGGAAGUGAUAAUGGAUGAGAUUUCCCCAGGGUAUCCAGAUGCCAGAUGUGACUCUCACUCUCUGAAUCAGGUCAUUCCCUGAUCCUUUCACCAGGUCUUUUUCGUUAUAAGGAAAUUUUCUAUUUGUGGUUUGUCAGUAAUUCACAGCCAGGUGGAAUCUCCCUGCUUCUGCCCCUUUCGCCAAUCUCGUGAUCCUGCACAGUUGACCUUUCUGUUUUCGCCCUUUUUCUGGUGUAGCUGGGGCCUCUGACCAGCCCAGGACUCACUCACUUCUGGUACUCCCAAGCCUUGUUGUCAAUCCUCUGAUAGAUUCUGUACUGAUCCCGGAGUGAGAGAUCCCUGCUCCUGCAGAAAGUUCCCCUCAAUAGCCAAAGUUAAUCUCCAGCCCUCACUGUGUGCACUUCACUCUGUCCCCUUUGGUACCCAAUGUUUCAGGAAAUUGUUCUGUCGUUUCAAACGUUGAUGUUAAAUGGCCAACACUGUGGAAUAUUGCUGACCUAAGACUCCAGCUGGGGCCAACAAAACAGGUGGAAAAAUGAUAAAAUACUUCAGGUUCUGGAGACCUGAAAUAAAAACCAAAAGAACUGGAGAAACUCAGCAAAUCUUGGCAGCAUAUGUGUGGGGAAAAACAAAGUUAACAUUUUGAGUCUGAUUAAGCUGUUCUUUGGAACUGUUGCUGCUAGAUCUGACAAGUUUUCCAGCAAGUUCAGUUUUUAUUCCAAUAAAACAGGGGUAUAUGUAAGCUGUGGCAACCAGCCAGGACCCAUCUCUGUACAGAUAUGGGGAUAGACUGAGAUUAGGAUGGAGGAGGUGGUCACUAUCACUGCGAUUUAUCACCGGCUUGUUUUCUGUGGCCUUUAUUUUUGCUGAUGUCACAACUGUUGCCAAAGUUUUAACAGUUGCAAAUGUUUAAGUCAUGUUUGGUUUGAAGAGCUGUGAGGUGUGGUGGAGCAGCUACACAGACGUCUUGUUCAGAGACUUGAUCCCCACGAUCGAUUAUCUGCCUCAUGAACUGGCUGAAGUGGCAUCACAACCCAGGAGAGUUAGUGCAAACAUAAAAAUCAGGAGCAGAAGGAGGCCACUCAGCCCCUCGAGCUUGCCCCGUUAUUCAAUAUGAUCAUGGCAGAUCUGUUUGCAGUUUCAAAAUCCACAUUCUCUCCCCCCACCCCCGAUCCCCGACAACGUUUCAGCCUCUUGUCUAAUAACAAUCUACUUACCUCUGCCUGUAUCGUCCUUGAAGUGUCCUAGUGUCUAUCAUUCAGCUUCCAGCUCAUAAAGGCUGAGCUGUUCUGCUGGUAACUGGUGUCAGAAAGCAGUUCCACAGUGAACCCUAAUGAUUAAUGCCUGCCCAUUGGCUGUGCCACACACACUGACCAUCAACGCACAUUCCCACUGUUAAGAAUCACUGCUGUGUUCCUCCAGCUCCACACUGUGUUAUUUCUUACUUUGCAUUUGUUUUUUACAGAAAUCAUUUUGAAAUUGCCGCCUUUGGUUCUUGAUCCUCCUCUGAACAGGAAUGGUUUCUCCCCGUCCACUCUGCCCAGAUCCCUGAUGAUUUUGAAAACGUCCUUCAGAUCUCCUCUUAGUUUUCUCUUUUCUGAAAUAAACAGGCCCAACUUCUCCAGUCUCUCAGUAUAAGAGCCAUACGAUGUAUGAUGCUGACCAUGAACCACAGCUUGACCCUUAGAGACACUAAUUCAACAUGGAUACAAUCACCAGGUACUGCAGGCUUGCUCCUCUGAUUGGGUUUACACCUGGAGAUUUGAUCAUUUGAACUGCUGUUCUCUCCUCUCAUCUCCAACAUUGUUCCAACAAACAAGUGUUUCAAACAAAGUUCUCAUUGGUAUUAAGGUGACUCUCUGAUUUCUCAGCUGAGUGCCUCCUGCAGUCAGUGUUCUGGAGGUGGACCUACAAUGGUGGGAGAGCCCAGGCAAUCCUCUAGAGAUGGUGAUCCUGGUUUGAUGUCACUCUGCCAAUUCAAGAGGCUGAUAACGGGUUAGGGAGGAAGAUGUCAAGCAACUGUCUGUUUGCCAAACUCACUGGUAGUAGUUUGUAGCCUGAUGCUUGUAAAUGACACAAUGUGUGAGUUUCCAGCAUUUUUCUGUUGAAUGCAAUACCAGUGAAUGUGUCAUGUCAGCAUGUGCUCAUCUGUGGAUCAUUGAUUGUGACAUGAUCAUUGCAAGGAAACUCAUACUCAGUGCACUCAAUUCUGCUCAGGGUGUGAGAAUUGAGUCACUUAUUCAUGUUUCUCAGUACCAGAUGCUGAAUGUUGGUGAUCUGUCGAUGCCUUUUUACAUGAUAAAUUGUUCAAAUCUUUUAAUACUGUGAGGUGAUUUGUGGUGUUUUAUUAUCUAUUCUGUUACAUCCCGAAUCAUUAAAUGAGCUGAAGAUACAA
Messenger RNA from Stegostoma tigrinum, 4496 nucleotides. RefSeq names its product neuronal pentraxin-2-like. NCBI's taxonomy places the organism in Eukaryota, Metazoa, Chordata, Chondrichthyes, Orectolobiformes, Stegostomatidae. The record is from RefSeq and is a predicted model, not a curated record. The transcript has 5 exons. Bases 11 to 1666 code for a protein of 551 amino acids.